AUGGGCUCUACUGAACCAAUUUUGCAGAAAGUCUUAGGCGUGGGCAUUAUCGGAUGCGGGGAGGUCUGCCAAACGGUUCACCUUCCUACACUCGGCCAUCUGUCAGAUUACUUUCAAGUUACUUAUCUUUGCGAUGUGUCCUCAGAUGCGCUCCAGCAUUGUAAGAAGAAGGUAGCCGGACAGGAACCAGAAACCACGCGUGAUGUGGCAACUCUUUGCGCCUCACCAAGUGUCGACGUCGUCUUCAUCACCAAUUCCAAUGAGUAUCACGCAGCCCACGCAAUCAUUGCCUUACAACACAACAAACAUGUUCUACUAGAGAAACCAGCUUCGAUAACCAUCCGGGAUGCGGACGCCAUAGUCGCAGCAGAAUCGAAGUCCCGUGGGAAAGUCUUUGUGGGAUAUAUGAGACGAUAUGCAGCAGCAUUUGUCGAUGCGAUUGAAGAGAUCGGCAGUGUCGAAAAGAUCCUCUAUGCUCGCGUUAGGGUAGAUAUCAUUGGACCCAAUCAUAUCUUCGUUGAUCAAUCUGGCACCUUCCCCAAGAAAUUUUCAGAUUUCGCACCUGCAGACACCGAAGACAUCGUCAACCGGAACACAGAACUUCUGACGCAGGCUCUGGAAGUUGAGUGUGGCGUGGAACAGACAGAUAGAUCAAAGCGAUUCUGGCGCAUCUUAGGAGGACUUGGAAGUCACGAUUUGUCCGCCAUGCGAGAAACACUCGGAAUGCCCACAUCCGUCAAGGGAGUCUCUUACAACUUUCCAUUUUGGAAUGUCUUAUUUCAAUACCCUGGUUUUGCAGUGUCGUACGAAUCGGGAAUGGAUCAAGUUCCGCGAUUUGACGCACACAUCGAAAUAUACAGUGCGAAAAAGACAGUCCGAGUACAAUAUGAUACACCUUAUGUCAAGGGCCUUCCAACCACGCUUCACAUUUGCGAGAAUGUUAACGGUGCUUACAAAGAAUCGAUGAUCAGAAGGACAUACGAAGACCCUUACACAUUGGAGAUUAUGGAGCUCUACAAGAUGAUAGUAGAGGGAAAACAGAUCAAGACAACAGCUGCCGAUGCAAAGAAGGACUUGGAAAUUUUUGGCAUGAUUAUGAGGGCAGGUUUCCCGGUGUUAGACUCUUCGAAAGUCAAGAGCAAUGGAUAUGCCGUACAGGAUGGAUGUUGA
Molecule: messenger RNA, 1170 nt
Organism: Hyaloscypha bicolor E
Lineage: Eukaryota; Fungi; Ascomycota; Leotiomycetes; Helotiales; Hyaloscyphaceae
Product: NAD(P)-binding protein
Exons: 3
Coding region: 1-1170 (389 amino acids)
Biological process (GO): NADPH regeneration
Cellular component (GO): cytoplasm
Molecular function (GO): nucleotide binding; oxidoreductase activity
Source: RefSeq, a predicted model, not a curated record